CUCAGCCAGCAAUGUCCAAAUCAGAGUCAAUCGAAUAUCUUCAAUCCGAUUCAUUUUCCUUAAUCUUUCCAUUACCAUUUAGAAUUUUAUUUUUGAUUUUUAUUGGUUUAUUACUUUAUGGAUUAGUCUUACAUUCUUUAGAUUCAUUUAAUCUUCAAUUCGAUUUAUUAUUCGAAAAUACAAUCGAUCAACAACCACAACAACCACCACCACCACAACAAGACGAAUCACAUUUACCAUUAACUUUCAAUCCUCAAUCAUCUCAAUCUCAUUCACAAAUCAAUCAAUUUCCAAAACCAUUUCAUUUAAAAUCAUCUUCAUCUUCACCUGAAAGAAACAGACACUUAUUCUCAAAACUAUCAACUAUCUCAUCUAAUCAUUCAACUUUAUCAUUAUCAUCAACAACAACAUCAUCAACAAAACUUUAUACACCUAUUUAUUAUUCAGCUCUUUCAAUCGGUUUACUCACUUUGAUUGGUUUAAUUUUAUUUAGAUUUCUAACUAAUGGGAAUAAUCCAAUCCUAGUAUCAAAUCUAUCAUCAAUACCAUUACUAUGGUUAACAUUGAUGAUGAUCUUAUCAAUUUCAUCAAACAGUGGUCUUUUAGUUUCAUCUUGUUUACCAUUUCAAGCUAAAUUCAAAUCACAACGUCGUCAAUUUCGUCAAUCACUCUAUCGAAUCAUCUUUGGUACUUUAAACGAUCCUCCUGUCUUUCAGGAUAUCUUGCUGGCUGAUGUCUUGAUUAGUUAUGCUAGAGUCUUGGGUGAUCUUUGGCUUUCGGUUUGUCUUUCCACGGUCGCUAAACAUGGACUGGCUACUCAAAGUAAUCAAGUGAGGUGUUAUAAGAAUUUAAUGGUACCACUCAUCACUAGUUUACCAUACGCGUUUCGACUUCGACAAUGUCUUGCUGAAUACUAUUCACGUACUAGUCCAAACCCACGUCGAUCAUUACUGAAUGCAUUAAAAUACGCUACAGCUUUCCCUAUGAUUGGUUUAUCAGUCUUUAUGGUCAAUUCACCAGCAUCAGAUGAUGCACCUGAACUUGAUCAAGAAAGUUCUAGAUCCAUGAAACCUUCAAUGACCAGCAUCCCAGCAAGUUAUCAAUUUUGGCUACUAUCAAUCUUGAUCAAUUCACUUUAUUCAUUUUGGUGGGAUGUCACGAAUGAUUGGUCAUUUGCAUUACUCAGACCAACAGCCUGGUCAAGUCCAUCACUCAAGUUAUCGAUCAAUGGAUCAAGAUCACCACCACCACCAUCGAUCACAGGAUUGAAUUUGAUGCUAAGGUUCACAUGGUUGAUCAGGUUGAUCGGACCAUUAAGAGAACCAUCAGAAUGGAUCGGGUUUGGAUUAGAAGUCUUUGAGAUCUUUAGACGUUCGGGUUGGUGUUUUUUAAGAUUAGAAACUGAAUGGAUCAAACAGAUUAAAUUAGAUCAAGGAUCGGAAACAGGAUUGCAAGCGGAAGAAGAAGAAGAGGAUCGAGGAUUGGGAGUGGGGCUUGAUGGGUUGAUGGAUGAAGAUCUUGAGGAAGGUUUGGAUGAAGAAGUUGGGUUGGGAAAUAAGAGAGGAAUUCAUCCGGAUCAACAGUUUGGAAUCGGAAAUGGAAUCGGAAGUGGAAGUGGGGUUGGGAUUGGAAUUGGAAUUGGAAAGAAUGAAAAUGAACUUCAGGAUAGGAAAGAAGAUAGGAUCGAAUUAGACGAAUCUUUAAUUCUUAUGGUUGGAGUUGAGGACAGUGUUUUGUGUAAGAUUCAGUGUUACUUGUGA
Messenger RNA from Melampsora larici-populina 98AG31, 1760 nucleotides. RefSeq lists its product as uncharacterized. The transcript is spliced from 4 exons. Gene Ontology annotation, cellular component: membrane; cytoplasm. The record is from RefSeq and is a predicted model, not a curated record. Lineage: Eukaryota; Fungi; Basidiomycota; Pucciniomycetes; Pucciniales; Melampsoraceae. The coding region runs from base 12 to 1760 and encodes 582 amino acids.